This is a messenger RNA of Cornus florida, 5269 nucleotides long. RefSeq lists its product as uncharacterized. NCBI's taxonomy places the organism in Eukaryota, Viridiplantae, Streptophyta, Magnoliopsida, Cornales, Cornaceae. Bases 4250 to 4960 code for a protein of 236 amino acids. The transcript has 4 exons. The record is from RefSeq and is a predicted model, not a curated record.
GCUUUUUACACUCAAAAAACUUAAUAAAGCCAAAUUGACGCUGGUAGAAGCUCGUGACAUUAUUCACCACGUGCAAGGGAUUAUGAUUCCAAAUAUCAAGGAAUUUCUUAAAUUAAGAGAAUGCUUAAAUCAAUGAAUUCCUUAAUUAAACAAAAGAAUCAUAUAUAAAUAUACACACACACACACACACACACAAGAUAAUAUGAGUAGAAAAUUUCUACUUACCAUCGGCGUGGCGCAAAAAUAAAAUGACCAGUGUAUUGUCAAUUAAAAUAAAUAAAAAAUAAAAAUCUAAAAUGCAUUCAAAGUAAACUGUUCGGCUCGUGAAAAUCCAUGGUUCCACUUUCCAAGUGAAUGAAAAGUAGGAGUGAGUUGCGGGCGUGCCAGGAACUGCAGUAGUUCCAAAGUAGAAAUCUAAACGGUUAUCCAGUUGGAAAGUUGUAGGGAUCAGACGAUUGUACGAAAGUCUGAAAUGACCACCUUCGAAGGGUCUUUUUUGCCUUUGAACAAGGACUUCAAACUAUUCUAUGGCUAAUGGAAAUGAAGACGGUAUUGAAAUGCAAGUGCUGAAAAUUAAAGCAAUUUAAAGUGCAAGACUGGAAAUUAGGAUAAUUGAGGUGCAUGACUGGAAAUUAGAGACAUGGAAAUGCAGUGCUAGGCUGGAAGUAGCAAAAUAGUACUGGACUUAACUCAAGCAUUAUGAGAAUUCAUUGCUGAAAUGAAUGCUAUAUAUAGCAAAGUGCUUGACUUAACUUAAAAGAAUGUAAAUUCAUUGCUGGAAUGGAAAUACAUGUACUAGCAAGGUGCUAGGUUUAGACAUAGUGUAAACUCAUUGUUGAAAUGAGAGAUGAAAGCAAAGAUGCUUGUGUUGAUAAACCUUUGAGUUGUGUUGCGUGCGUUGAGCAGGGCUUGCAAGUUAAUCCUUAGUGCACUAUUUAUAGACCUCCUUGUAUGCAAUAAUUGAGAUGUUGCGACUUCAGCAACCUCCACUUGGCCUGGUCUGAUACUACCAAGUGUCCCAUGUGCUUGGCAAUUCCUUUUAUUUAUGCCACCAUCUUUUUCCUCCUAUCUCUUGCUAUAUAUUUCUUCUAAUAUCUUACUUGAACCAUGUUCCUUUUCUCUUCUAUGAACUUAUAUCGUGGGUAGUUUUAGAGUGGUCUUCCACUUGUCUUCUCCAUAAACUGACACAUGCCUCAUGUCUUUUGUUCUCCUUUCUUUAAGCACGAUUUUAGUGGCCUUGUCAUCCAAAUUAUUCGACAACCACUUCAGUCGAUGGUAGUAGUUACAUGAGACACCACCACCUUCAACUGACGUACUCCAUGUCCCCUUAAUCGUGUAAAUUAAUCGUUUUUCCAUCAUAAAUGUGCACAUAUAUACAUCCACGAUACAACUUAUCACCCAUUCUCCUUCUUUUCUUACGACUUUAGACUCCACGACGCCAUGAACCCCUGAAUUUCAGUGUUCUUCUCAUCGUGGGUUAGCAUCCUCAACCCCUGUAACUUACCUUCUUCAGACUUUCCUCCCAAUGACAUCGUGGUUCCUGGACUCCGGUGGUUUUCUUUAUCGUGGGUUGAAUCCUCCCAUGUUUCCUUAACUUUCUACAACUUUCCUCAAACAAACAUUCCUACCUAUUUUCAUGGCCUCAUGCUCUCUGGGUACAAACAACUUUUAAAUCGUGGGUUUAAUAUAUAUAUAAAUAUAUUAAACCCACGUGUCUUGCAAAAAUUGUAGCAACGAAGACUGACUAGGUUUAGACAAGCCACUGAAGUUUCCUAAAAAGAAGGAGAAAAUAUAGCCUCCACGUUCUCCUCUCUUGGCUUGGUCAAUUUUGAUUUUAAAUGAAAAAAUAUCCAUUUAAUUGGUAUCCCAUAAAAAUAGGAUCUUCCAAUAAAAUCAACUUUAAAAGAAUUAAUCUGCCGUGGUAAGUUUAAUAAAACUCACCACAUGUUGUUAAACCAUUGGUUGGUUGAUAUUUAACUCGAAUAUUCUUAUGAGGUUGCACUCAUUAUAGUAACUCCAUGCCACCUUCUUAUACUUUUUAGGCCAUUAAAUCCAAAGUUGGUAAGUCCUACCAAGACUCACCACUUUCUUUUAAUCAAUAAUUCCAGUGGUGGAAUUUAUCUUGACCAAUCGUUCUUCUAAUGAAACUACAUAGUUUCAAUGUCCCAAAAGAAUAUUUUUUGCCAGAAUUACGAUCCAACGUGGCGAGUUCCAUUAGACCUCGCCAUGUACCUCUUAUGUAUUGGUAAAACCAGGUCAAUAAUUCCAUGUCACACCUUCCUCUGUUGGAUAAUUAGUGUAUCAAUCCAAUAUGGCAAGCUCGCUAAAACUCGUCAUUUGUCAUCUUUCUAUUGAACAAAAAUAAUUGAGUAAACAUUUGCCCCCCAAAUUCCAUGCCCUGUGGAACAAUUUGAUGACAAGGCAUGAGAUUUGAACCUUCGCCAUCACGGCCCACUUGAUCUUCAAUAUAACCAUCAUAAUAAUUCAACCUUCAACGUUUCAUACAGCUGUUACACACCAAUCUCCUUUGUCGUUAGUUAAAAAGAUGCAUCCCACAAUAUCGCACUACUUCCUUCUUUUUUGAAUUUCAAAAUUCCAACUAAACCCCUCUAAAUAUGCUCUUUGAUUCAUGGAAAACCAAAAAAUAAUCCUUAAAAGGAAAGCUCCUAUGUAACACGUGGCUGCUCCCUCGGCCUUUUCUGCAACAACCCCAUUAAUUCCAUAUUCCAUCAAGAGUCCUAUCCAUUUAUGGUACUAGACUAUCAGACUUCCCAAUCCUUGUUAUUUCCAUUUUUUAAAUUUGAAACUCUCCAGCUAUCAACCCUCAAAAGGCGUUCUUGGACUCUUGGAAACUCAACGUAAUCAUUAUAUCCAAUAAAAUCUUCUGCGCAUUAUUCGGCUGGUUUUUCGAUCUUUUCUGCGCCAUUCUUUUCCGCUGCCAAACAAAGCACAUUCUGUGUUUCCAUAAAACUCUUACCCAUCUAUGGCACUAAACCAUCUAUCUUCCAAAAUCUUUAAAAAACUUCCCUUUUAAAUUUCGAUAACCCCAACUACCAAUCCUAGAAAAACGUAUCUGAACUUUAAUACCUCCCUCAUCAUUUCUAUAUAUAUAUCUUCCAUCCUCACCACUUAACCACAAAAAACCCUAUUCUUCUCUCUUCUACUUUCUUCCUCUCCACCCAAAAAACCCUAAAGGAAAAGAAAACUCGAAGCCAUAACCAUCAAGUUCAAGUACUAUUGAAGUCCUUAAACCCUACUAGGCUUUAUCUUGAGCCUCUGGUUCAUUUUAAAGACUCUUCAGUUGGACUGGGUCCAGCUUUUACUAACGUAGCUCCUUCUGAAUUGGCCGAAUUCUACCUUUCUGGUAAGUCUUCUCUCCCCUUUGAUUCAGAAUUUCCCCUCAUUUCAAAGAAAGGAAAAAAAGUGAAGCCCUCUCUCAGCAUAAAAAUUUGGCCAACAUACCGUUCAUCUUGGUCUUCCUGGGUGAUUCGUCUCUCCAAAGAUGAAAAGAUUUCCUCUCAAUGGAAAAAAUAGGGCAUCUUUGACAUCAUUCAAAUUAGUAAGUCUUCCAUUACGCAUGAUCCAAAUCUCCUUUUUCCCAGCUCUUUUCUUUUGGUCUUCAACCACCAAUUCUCUCCACCUUAAAUGUGGAAUGAUGUCCCUUACUUUGAGAGAUAUUUGUUGCAUUACAGGUCUUAAACCCCAUGGAGAUGAUGUAAGUGCCACCCUCUUCAUUGAGCAAUUCUUUUUCCCUACCAAAACCUUUGGAAGUAAGAAAUUUAUCUCCUCCCAUCUUUCUUUCAUCAAACACUGCAAGAAAACCGGCCCAGUUCAAGAAGAUGAACACAUUGCUUUCCUGAUCUGUUGGCUUUCUGGCCAUUUAUUAUGUGUUCCAUCUGGCCAAGUAACAAAGGACUUUAUUCAAGUAGCCGUUUCCUUAGCCAAAAAUGGAGAUUUGGCACUGGCUCCUCUCGUGUUCUCUCACUUAUAUAGAGGUCUACAUGACCUACUUGCUUCAAAGUUUUCAAUGUUUCAAGUCCCCUUCUGGUUAUUCCAGAUGUGGCUUAAAGUGUAUUUCCAAAAUAAAACUUAACCCCUAGCCACUCCAACUAGAAAAUCUCUUCUGUGCCAUUAUUUAGCAACAGCAGAUCCUUCUCCUUUCAGCUUUGCUGAAAACUUCGAAUAUUUCUACAAUCAAUGUGAGACUGGUGAUGAUGGGUUCUUUGAUCCAUUUACUGCCGUUGGUCGCAUGCCAUCAUGGUUGGUUCCAUCUCCUGGAGUGUCUACCAAAAAAUAUUCUGAAGAUUGGAAAAAUAUUUGGGCUAGCUGUCUUCUCACCCGUGAUCUCCAUUAUAGCACUGCCCAGCCCAUUUUAAAAAAUAGCUUUUGCGGUGUUGAGUUUUACAAUCCAGGUCAACUGCCUAGGCAAAUGGGUAUUACCCAAAUGAUUCCGUUGCCACCCUAUAAGUCCUAUAACAGGUUCUUUAAUCUUCAAGUAAGGCUUACCGAUGCUGACCAAUUUGUAGUAAUUGAUAAGGCUUAUGCAGCGGAAAGAGCAGCUUUUAAUUUCCAAGGCCAUACUAGCAAGCCUCGGUCAACCAGUGAAUUUGAUGUAUGGUGGUCAGCUUAUAUUUCCUUUACCCGGACAAAAAAUCAUAAGGCUGUCUCUGAUUCCAUACUGGUGUCUUUCAAACCCUUGUCUCCAGAUGGAGAGGAAAAAAUACUCGAGGAAAGUGAAGAAGAUGAAGGUGGGGAGAAAACCACUGCAAUAACUAGCAAAAUUGAAGGUGUCACCAAAACUGGUGAUGUAAGUAUCGAAAGUCUUUCCUCAAGUGACAAACAAGAAAAGGAAGAAGAAGUUGAAGAAGAAAUACUAGAAGAGGAGGAGGAUGCUUUAUACAAAGCAAAGAGAAAAGGAAAAACCUUUAAGGAACUGGCUAUUGUCAAAAAAGAAUUUUAGCCACAAUUCUCCUCUCUGGAUGAAGAUUUCUCUGAUGGUGAAGUCGGUAUUUCCAAAGGCCAAACCGCUGCUCAACAUUCUAGCAAAGCCCUCAAAGUGCAUAACUGUAUUCGCCAGUUCCAGCUUAUAGUUUGAUCGUGUUGAUGCAGAUACAGACACUCACUCUACCGGUUACAUAGGAUUUCGUUCCUAUUAUGGUUUUGGAUUUUAAUUCUGUAAAUUUAUCUAAAGAUUUGUAUUUAGGGGUCUACCAGGUGGAUUCCCGAGUUGUACAGAUUUAAAUUAUAUUAAAUUAUUAUUUAAGGUUUG